Setaria italica (foxtail millet) is the source of this 2650-nucleotide messenger RNA. Its product is annotated as scarecrow-like protein 30. The record is from RefSeq and is a predicted model, not a curated record. The coding region runs from base 543 to 2477 and encodes 644 amino acids. Lineage: Eukaryota; Viridiplantae; Streptophyta; Magnoliopsida; Poales; Poaceae. The transcript is spliced from 2 exons. Gene Ontology annotation, biological process: regulation of DNA-templated transcription. Gene Ontology annotation, molecular function: sequence-specific DNA binding; DNA-binding transcription factor activity. Gene Ontology annotation, cellular component: nucleus.
CGUCCCGUGCGGCGGCACCUCCUCGCGCAUCACCGAGGUGCAUCCCCUCCUCCCACCUCGAUUACCAAACACAGGAGCACCAAUCCGACUGCUGAUUCGUUGCUGAUGCAACUUAAGUAAACAAAUCUCCCAGUUGACGAAAGAGAACCACCGCCCGACGGGCGACUGCCGCAUACCCCAACCAGAGCUCUUGUUCUUGGACUCUUGCUGCCGCUGCCCCGAAUCACCACUGCUUUCUUCCUCCAAGGUUACACGCAUCAGCGCCAGCAUCCCAGGCUUAGGAUGGAGAGCAACGCGUCUCCUUGGAGCCGCAACUAAGCAAGUAAGCAACGCUUGCCAGUCUUUCCUAGUAGCGUAGAUCACAGAUCUUGCCAGACAGUUGCCCGUCCAUGUUCUUCAAUCGCUUUGUAGGUUCUCUAAGCGGAAUCGUUGUGUUCUAGAGGGAAAAAGAGAGUUACAGUAGAUGUGGGAUUGAGAUUCAUGAACCUAUAAGUGACUGCGACACGGAUAGGCUUUCUUGUGGAUAGAAGCUUCAAGGAAUUAUGAUGGACCCUGGUUCUCGUGAUAAUCUUGAUUUUGGUGAUCAGUUGUCCACCCCAAAUCCGCCCACCCCUCACAUGAUUAAUUUCUCCCUCCAACAACAAUCACAAGUUCAAUAUUUCCCUUCAUAUGGAUUCCACAGCCACAACCCUCCCGUGAGUUCUCAUCCAUCGCCACCCUGGGUCAUGCUUGGCUGCACCACACCGAGUCCGGCAUCAACAACCACAACAGAGCUGGACAGCGCCGAUGAUGCCGAUGAUGCGGUCCUUGCAUACAUCAAUCAAUUCCUUCUCGAAGAUGAGGAUGACGAAUCCUACCCUGUUAGCAGUGCAUCUGUGGAGGAUUCAGCCCUCCUCGCCGUCGAGAAACCCUUUGUUGACAUUCUUAAGUCUGCUAAGCCUAUCAUGGCACAGGCCUAUGAAAUGAAAUCUUGGAUGACUGACGAUUGUGAGUCCACUGGAAGCAGAGGAUUUCAUGAUGUGGUCACAAGUAAUCAGAACUCUUCCCAAUUACCUAGUCAGAUGGUGGUGGAGUGUUCAGUUGGUGCCACUCAUAAAGGUAGGAAGACGAAGAACCCACACGAUGAUGAUCUGGAGAUGGAGGAGAGGAAGAGCAAACAAUUGGCAUUGUGCGAUGAGGAGACUGUCCGAGAGAUGUUUGACAAAGUCCUUUUGUGUACUGAUGCAAAUUGCGAGUUCCACUCACCAAUGCCAGCUGAAGCACAAAUCAAUGGCAGAUAUGUGAAAGGAUCGGGAAAUAGAAGAGGCCGAAGGAAGGGAAGAUCUGGUACUAGUCCAGAAGAGGAGGCGGUCGAUCUCACAACCCUACUUAUACACUGUGCUCAGGCCGCAGCUAUUGAUGAUCACCGAAACGCAAAUGAGUUGUUAAAACAGAUUAGGAAGCAUUCUUCUGCUACUGGAGAUGCUGGCCAGAGAUUGGCACACUACUUCGCUAAUGGUCUCGAGGCUCGCCUAGCUGGCACUGGUAGCAGCAUCUACCGUUCACUUACUUCAAAGAGAACUUCUACUGGUGAAAUGCUGAGAGCAUUCGGUUUAUAUGUUAAGGCAUGCUCAUUUAGGUUAAUAUCGCACUACGUUGCAAAUACGACCAUCUUGAAUGCUUCUAAGAGUGAAGCAAGGUUGCACAUUAUUGACUAUGGGGUACAGUAUGGUUUUCAGUGGCCAGUCCUCAUGCAGCGUCUCUCAAAGAGAUGUGGUGGGCCCCCAAGCCUUCGGAUCACUGGUAUCGAUUUUCCCCUACCAGGAUUCCGCCCUGCAGAGCGUAUAGAGGCGACAGGGCGACGGUUACAUGAGUAUGCCCGUAUGUUCAACAUUCCCUUCGAAUAUCAAGCUAUUGCUUCCAAGUGGGAUACCAUCCAAGUUGAAGAUCUCAAGAUAAAAAGCGAUGAGUAUCUUGUCGUCAACUGCCUUUACCGAAUGAGGAACAUGAUGGACGAGACAGUAACAGAUGACAGCCCCAGAACAAGGGUUUUGAACACAAUCAGAAAGUUGAAUCCCCAUUUGUUCGUUCAUGGGAUUGUCAAUGGUACUUACAAUGCACCCUUCUUCGUGACACGGUUCAAGGAGGCUAUGUUUUUUUUCUCUUCAAUCUUCGAUAUGCUUGAAGCAAAUGCCUCACGGAUGGAUGAACAUAGGCUGCUGAUAGAAAGUGAAUUCUUUGGACGGGAAGCUCUUAAUGUGAUUGCCUGUGAGGGCACAGAGAGGAUUGAAAGGCCAGAGACCUACAAACAGUGGCAGAUGAGGAACCUCAGGGCAGGUUUUAGGCAGCUACGCCUGAACGAAGAGAUAAUGAAGAGAGCAAGAUACAAGGUGAGCAAGAGCUACCACAGGGAUUUCCUUGUUGACGAAGAUAACAAGUGGAUGCUACAAGGUUGGAAGGGCCGUAUCAUAUUUGCUCUUUCAGCAUGGACUAGCUAGACCUGUAAAUAUUAGUGGGCUCAGCUGACAUUUUCUAUGAAUUUAUUAUUUUUUUUCGUCAUUUCAUUUUGUUGUAUGAUGUUUAUGUCCAUGAAUUCUGGCCGUUCUCCUGAAGCCAAAAUUUUGAAAUUUUAAUUGCCUGCAAUAAAAGAUGCUUGUUGGUGUCUGCAUAA